AUGCGCAACUUAUAUGCUUUAACCUUACUGCUUAUAGCAGUUUCUGCUAGCAGCAUACUUGCUGCCAACUUGGAUAGUCGGCAAUAUGUUCCUCUAUCCGUUUCAGCUAGGGAUGCGGGAGCUCCUUGCCUGACAACAACUCCGCCAUGUGUUACCACUCGCCCGCCGUGCUCCGGAAAUGCUCAGCCUACAACAACUACAUCUUGUGUUACCACACGGCCGCCAUGCACCGAAGAGGAGGACGUAACAACAACAACACCAUGCAGCACAACAACAACGACGACGACCACAACUACAACUACCACAACAACAACCACAACUACAACUACCACAACAACAACCACAACAACAACGACCACAACAACGACAACGACAACUACAACUACAACGUCUACAACUACAACGACUUGCAGCACAACGACAACCACUACGACAACAACCACAACAACGACAACAACCACAACAACCACAACUACGACAACAACUACAACGACAACAACCACAUCUACGACAACAACGACUUGUAGCACAACGACAACAACCACAACAACCACAACUACAACAACAACGCCUAAAACUACAACGACAACAACCACGACUACAACAACAACGACUACAACUACAACGACUUGUAGCACAACGACAACAACCACAACUACGACAACAACUACCACAACAACGCCUAAAACUACAACGACAGCAACCACAACUACGACAACAACGACUACAACUACAACGACUUGUAGCACAACGACAACAACCACAACUACGACAACAACUACCACAACAACGCCUAAAACUACAACGACAACAGCCACAACUACGACAACAACGACUACAACUACAACGACUUGUAGCACAACGACAACAACCACAACUAAGACUACAACUACAACGACAACUACCACAACAACGCCUAAAACUACAACGACAACAACCACAACUACGACAACAACGACUACAACGACUUGUAGCACAACGACAACAACCACAACUACGACAACAACUACCACAACAACGCCUAAAACUACAACGACAACAGCCACAACUACGACAACAACGACUACAACUACAACGACUUGUAGCACAACGACAACAACCACAACUAAGACUACAACUACAACGACAACAACCACAACUACGACUACAACUACAACGACAACUACCACAACAACGCCUAAAACUACAACGACAACAACCACAACUACGACAACAACGACUACAACUACAACGACUUGUAGCACAACGACAACAACCACAACUACGACAACAACUACCACAACAACGCCUAAAACUACAACGACAACAGCCACAACUACGACAACAACGACUACAACUACAACGACUUGUAGCACAACGACAACAACCACAACUAAGACUACAACUACAUCGACAACAACCACAACGACGACUACAACUACAACGACUUGCAGCACAACGACAACAACCACAACUACGACAACAACGCCAAAAACUACAACGACAACAACUACAACUACGACUACAACGACUUGCAGCACAACGACAACAACCACAACUACGACAACGACGACUACAACUACAACGUCAACAACUACAACUACGACUACAACGACUUGCAGCACAACGACAACAACCACAACUACGACUACAACGACUUGCAGCACAACGACAACAACCACAACAACGACUACAACUACAACGACUUGCAGCACAACGACAACAUCCACAACUACGACUACAACGACUUGCAGCACAACGACAACAACCACAACUACGACAACAACCACAACUACGACUACAACGACUUGCAGCACAACGACAACAACCACAACAACGACUACAACUACAACGACUUGCAGCACAACGACAACAACCACAACUACGACAACAACGACGACGACUACAACGACUUGCAGCACAACGACAACAACCACAACUACGACUACAACUACAACGACUUGCAGCACAACGACAACAACCACAACUACGACUACAACUACAACGACUUGCAGCACAACGACAACAACAACCGAGUGUAUUACAACGACACCAAAAACAACAACCUGCACCACAACAACCUGCAGCACAAUCACAGUUACUACUGAGUGCAAUACAACAACACCCCCGUGCGCAACCACAACAAAGUGUCCAGGAGCAGCUGCAGCGACAAAGGCUAAGCAACCAUUUCGUGCCCGACCUAGCUACCGCCCACUCAAAGAAGUUACUCAAUUUAUGAAUGGAGUCUCAUCAACCGACGACCAAGUUCAAUUCAUGUGCCAUGGAAAGCCCAACGGUUUUCUUUUGGCCUCCCCAACCCGCUGCAACGACUACUAUAUCUGCCGCCACCAACAGGCACUUAAGGUCAGCUGUGGCGACAAGUACUUCAAUGGCCAAAAGGGCAUUUGUGAUCUUCCCGAGAAUACAGGAUGUGUUCAGCACUAG
Drosophila montana is the source of this 2424-nucleotide messenger RNA. RefSeq names its product mucin-2-like. Gene Ontology annotation, cellular component: extracellular region. The record is from RefSeq and is a predicted model, not a curated record. The transcript has 2 exons. Gene Ontology annotation, molecular function: chitin binding. The coding region runs from base 1 to 2424 and encodes 807 amino acids. Lineage: Eukaryota; Metazoa; Arthropoda; Insecta; Diptera; Drosophilidae.